CUUGUACCGCCGGAUUGGCCCAAUAUUAGUUUACAAAUUCCUCGGCGCUUAAAAUUUUGGUUUGAAUGUAAAAUCGCUUGGAAAAUCUAUGGAUUAAGGCUGGACAGCUUGCCUCAAACCUAAGUCUCGCGAAUCACAAAUUGAGCUGGAAACGAUCAUGCAGCGCUAUUUGCGCAGCUGGCCACAUCAUAAGCGUCCGGAGACUCCUCCAUUGGAACGCUGAUAGCUCUGAAAACACCAUUCUAGUCUCCACGUUCUAUGACAAGCAGCACUUGGUUACAACACCUUGAGGCCGUAAAAAAUGUCAUACUAUGCUUUUAGCCACUUACAGGUGCAUCGUCCGAGCUUGGUAACAAGACCUUGGAUUGCAGUCCGUUAAAGUGACAGCAUACUGUUAAACAACAAUAACUUUCAGGAGUUGCCGAAUCAACACCUGAUUAACGCACGUCUCAUUUCAUCGAUUGGCUGAAUAUAUUGACGGCGGCCAAUAACGUUCCCUGCAUCAUGUGCUUUAAGAACAGGCAUGUAAAUCAAUUCACAAUACUUUGCGUGCAUCAGUUACGCAUUCGAAGUUACUAAUUCCAACAUAAAAUUUGCUCUGUAUAGAACAAAAAUCAACUGAUUUCUCAUUCAGAAUCGCAAUAUACGUUACUACUCCAGUUAAUCAUCGCCUCCCCAUCAAGACACGAAGAGUCCUUCUACCGUAACUUCGAAGCUCUACCAUGACCCAAGAACAAAUAUAUAGAUGAAUCGUACAAUAUACAUAUGCCCGAGAUAGCGUAGGUGGUUGAGCCAACUUUGGCCUUUCAACUUGCAGUUCUAUGAAAGAUGUUUCAGACAUCGAGUUCAAGAACCAGCCGUCAGGUCACAUCACGUCGUUCAUAAGAAAACGAUUAAGUCCAUUGAGAAAGCACAAAAUUUCGGGAAUAUCCUACGCAUCGACGGUUAAAUAUUGUUAUGAAGAAUUUUCUCUGCUGCUCUCGGCGAAAAUAGUGGUCCUUCAGGCUGUUGUAAGCUCGCGCUGGUACGAUACAACGAACAACGAAAAGCAGAAAGAAAAGUUCCGAAUAUGCCUCCAGCUCAGAGUGGUUGUCAUGCCCAAUUCCUUCGUUCUCGCCAUGGAAAGCCACGGGUUCGAAAAAUCAACAGCCCUUUUGACUUCAGGAGUUGAAUUCCAGCUCGACUCUUUUCUUCUGAGGUACUAAUCAACAUGUGUUAUUCGUUACGCCACCAGCCGAUCCCCUCAAACAAAGUGCAACCACCAUUUAUUGGAGCCUACAAGGCGUCAACCUUGAACAAGGAGGAAAGGCCAGCUAUUCCAAUCUCGCACAGGCAACACGAUAGAUAUAAACUUCGAAAAUCACAAAAUUUGUAUGGCGUUCAGUUAUCUAUUGAAUUUAAUUUUUCUGAUAUCUUAGACAUGCCAACUUUAAUUCAGGGUUUCAAGCACGUCAACGUCUUCGCGAGAAAGGGCGAGCGAAUACUGGUCCUAGGAAAUGAUUCUGCCGGGAAAACUACUCUUCUAUACCGACUUAAGCUGAAUCAACCGGUGCAAACAGUUCCGACUGCUGGCUUCAACGCCGAAACCAUUACAUACAAAAAGGCCAAUUAUACCUUUUGGGAUAUUGGUGGCUGCGACAACACUCAAUCUAUCCAUCACUACAUUUCUAAAGAUGUUAGCUUGCUAUACGUUCACAAUCCGAUUGACGGACGCAUCAACGAAUCGUUGGAUAGAUUUAGGCUGGUUGUAGAAACGAUGGUCGAUGUGUCGGCACGGCGUUUAUUUAUCAUCUUCAACAAGCAGGAUGCGCUACCAAAAGAUUCUGCAAGCAAGAUCUUGGCAGAACACCGCAACAAGUUUGAACGCCAAGUAGCUCCAUAUAUGGAGCAAAUUAAUUGUAUGAUCGUUGAUCUGCCCGGGUUCAGCGCUUUAACUGGCAAUCGAUGCUUCGAAUUGUUUGAUACACUUCAUAAAGCAUUCCAUCAAGCAACGAACAACUCAAAAUCUAUCCAAACGAGAGACCAACCAAAAGAUGUUUCAGAAAGCAUUAGAGUUACAGAUAAUGGUGUUGGUUCAGUGGAAAUUGGUUUCAAAGAACAAAGCACCCAUCUGCAUGCGACCCAGUUCUGCUGGGCAUUUUCGUCAACAAGCCUUGCUGAAAGGAAGCAUCUCUACCGUUUGAGAGUUGGUUACUUCCUACUUCUAGAGACACUGCACUCUGGUCUCAGUAUCUUCGAGUGCGCAAAUAUGUUUCUAGAUGAUUCGCGCGGCCUUAAAGAAACAAGUCCCGACAGAUUUCACGAUACGGAUCACAGAACUAUGACAAUAUUCUGGCUGUGGCAGUUGCUGGGAGCCACAAGAAAAUUUAAGGAUGAUAAACAUUUAGACCGAUGGCCUGACCAAGGAAUGUUUCAGGAAGUCCUCUCAACUUCACCCUACUUGAUGAAUACCGGACUAUGGAAGGAAUACUACACAAAGGACUUGAUGAUGUCGCCUGCGUCGAGGUAUUACUGGCGAUUACCUGAUCUUAGAGCACUGCCUGAUCUAAUGAAUGGGACAAAAGCUCAUAUGGCGCAUGAACGAUAUUCUUGUCAAGAAAAUCAGACGCGUUUGCUGCGAUUCGCCUUUGCUGUCGUCGGCCAAUAUAUGUCCACAGACAUUAGACGUGACUGGUUUAUCAAACAAACCUUAGCAACUCUGCAGACAAUUACGAUCCGAUUGAGAGCACAUAACUCAAGUAUCCCUGCAUAUUCGGAGACGCACGCGUAUUUUUGGAUUCGGAUAGUCCAUGCAGCGCUCGCCUCAAAUGAUACCAGUGCGAAGGAGACCUCGAAGGAAAUUUCUGUCGCACGAAUGAAUUUCUCAAGAUUCAGCACCCUUUUCGAUAUAAAAGAUACACUCUGGGAGAGAUUCUACACACCUAUGCUUUGGGAGGCUAUAGAAGCGCGAAUGACAUUUGUUUCGCCAGAUUUACAGCCUCUACCAGACAUCAUCACAUGUCCAUCGAUGAGUCCCCAUCCAGUAUCGCAGAAAGAGACAGAUGAUGUUUUAAUGGCAGUGUUUGAGCCGGAGGUGCCGCCUGCGGAGGAGCUUGCAGUGAAUUCGAUUGUUCUAAUAGACGAAGUAAGACGCAUGUCCGAUACACAAUUGGCCUCCCCUGCCAUCGUCAGUCACGCCCACUUGCUUCGAUUCCUAUUCAAUCGUUUAGUCGACUUUCAAAAUCAACACAGAUCCCCAAUUGCAACGGCGUCUUCUCUCUUGACGGAAAUGUGCGGCCCGUAUCCAAAAUCGCUUACGAUCAGAGCAUUUUGGGUUCAACAAGCUUUAGACAUUUGCUUACAUCUCAAGCAAAGAUUGACAUUCGAGGAUUUCCUCAGAUCAAAUCCACAUAUGGUACAUCCCGGUCUCCCAGAGUGCUACUUCAGCAAGUCACUGUUAUGUUCACUAGAAUCUAGAGACUACUUAGUUCAACCGGAUCUGCGUAAACUGAAUUGGCUCCUUCAAGACGUAGGUCCAUCUACAGAGGAUGAUUGGGUUUUAAUUUAGCUUCGUACAGAAUUGGGUAUUAAUUAAUUCAUUGCUAGUCUUGAGCGCGUCAGGCCACUCA
Molecule: messenger RNA, 3608 nt
Organism: Verruconis gallopava
Lineage: Eukaryota; Fungi; Ascomycota; Dothideomycetes; Venturiales; Sympoventuriaceae
Exons: 3
Coding region: 1211-3547 (778 amino acids)
Biological process (GO): vesicle-mediated transport; intracellular protein transport
Cellular component (GO): cytoplasm
Molecular function (GO): GTPase activity; GTP binding
Source: RefSeq, a predicted model, not a curated record